Messenger RNA from Mus caroli (Ryukyu mouse), 882 nucleotides. The record is from RefSeq and is a predicted model, not a curated record. Lineage: Eukaryota; Metazoa; Chordata; Mammalia; Rodentia; Muridae.
AUGGCCCAACAAGUUACAAUAAAACUUAUCACAAACCAUGAUAUCAAGGUUGGACAAGGCAACAGAGAACCAUCAACCAUUCUCAUUAUGGAAUGUUGUUGCUGUGUGACUGGGCAUAUCAACCACAUUCCAGUUUACAUCCGUGGGCCCAUACUCCACAUCUUUGGAGGACAAGACGAUCUCAUUCUUUCCUAUGAACCUGUCACGAGGCAGGAAAAAAACUACACCCGGCCAGUGAUUAUCCUGGGCCCCAUGAAGGAUCGAAUCAAUGAUGACUUGAUAUCUGAAUUUCCUGAUAAAUUUGGCUCCUGUGUGCCUCAUACUACGAGGCCAAAGCGUGACUACGAAGUCGACGGCAGAGACUAUCACUUUGUCAUUUCUAGAGAACAAAUGGAGAAAGAUAUCCAAGAGCACAAAUUCAUAGAAGCUGGCCAGUACAAUGACAAUUUAUACGGAACCAGUGUGCAGUCUGUGAGAUUUGUAGCAGAAAGGGGCAAGCACUGUAUACUUGAUGUAUCAGGAAAUGCUAUUAAACGGUUACAAGUCACCCAGCUCUAUCCCAUUGCCAUCUUCAUAAAGCCCAAGUCUCUGGAACCUCUGAUGGAGAUGAAUAAGCUUCUGACAGAGGAACAAGCCAAGAAAACUUAUGACCGGGCAAUUAAACUAGAACAAGAAUUUGGAGAAUAUUUUACAGCUAUUGUCCAAGGAGAUACCUUAGAAGAUAUUUACAACCAAUGCAAGCUUGUUAUUGAAGAGCAGUCUGGACCUUUCAUCUGGAUUCCCUCAAAGGAGAAGUUAUAAAUUAGCUACUGCACCUCUGACAACGACAGAAGAGCAUUUAGAAGAACAAAAUAUAUAUAAUCUAACAAAAAUAAAAUAAAA